Molecule: messenger RNA, 545 nt
Organism: Didymodactylos carnosus
Lineage: Eukaryota; Metazoa; Rotifera; Eurotatoria; Philodinida; Philodinidae
Source: the annotation of a GenBank genome assembly
AUGAUAUUAGUUCAUACAAAACAAUCAUUUUUCUAUAGUAAUGGUUUAGAACCAAAUUUUAGUAUUCAAGAUGAUAAUUUAUUAAAACGUAUAAAAAUUCAUGAAUAUAUAUCAUCAAUGAAAGUAGAUGAUGAUGAUACAGUAGAAUUAUUUUUAGCAUUAAGUAAAUUAACUCUUCAAGCAUCAUUAUAUAUUAAUGAAAAACAACAUCAAUUUACAUGGAUACAAUUAAUAAAAAUGGCUAAAACUGUUUCAUUUACAUUAUUAAUAAAAAAAUAUAUUGUUUAUGCUCAAGUAUUUGAACAAUUUCCAUUUGAUGUACAAGCAUUUAUCUAUUCAAUUAGUUCUACAUCAAAAUUUCCACUUCAAGCUAUUUAUUAUUAUGCUGAAAAAUUAAAUUUAAAACAAGAAGAAUUAUGGUAUCAAUUUUUAUCAUUAUUUGAAAAAGGUUUUAAAAAAGGUCAAAUACAAUAUGAUAAUAAUGAUAUAGCAUCAUUAUUAAAAUAUAUAAGUCGAGAUGAUAAUCUUUUUGUUCAAUAUUGUAC